This is a messenger RNA of Paramecium octaurelia, 934 nucleotides long. NCBI's taxonomy places the organism in Eukaryota, Ciliophora, Oligohymenophorea, Peniculida, Parameciidae. The record is from the annotation of a GenBank genome assembly.
AUGGCUACUAGAUAGAUUACAAAUCCUAACGAUUCAAAGAAGAAACAUAAGGAGAACAAAAACAACUCUAUUAAAACUUCUAAGAAAAAGGUUAAAUCAAAAUCGCAAGUUAAUCAAGAAUAAGUCUUGAACUUAAGAUCAAGUUUUGAAACCUUAGUAAAAAACAAGUAAUAGUUUACUAAAAUUAGAGAGGAUCUUGAAAAGAUAAUUAUAAAUCAAGAAAGUAAAAUUAAGGAUCUGAAAUUGAAUGAAAAAAAUUUAUUAGAAGAAUUGAAAAGACAAGGGGAUAUUGCAAGAGAAGCACUAAAUAAAUUAUAUUACUAUUAGUAAGAAAAUAACAUUGAGAGAGAAAAGCUAAAGAAAUAUUAUGAAGGUAUUCAACCGUUAAUUUAAUAGAUUAUUAUAAAACGAAAGAAUAGGAAAUGAUUCAAAAGUAUGAAGGACUCAUGUAAUAAUCUAAUAUUACUAUGUCUGAUUAUCAAAAAAAAUUCAAAGACUUUGUAGUAAAAGAAUAAAAUUACUAGGAUGAAAUUGGAUUAUUAAAAAAAGCAUCAAGAAAUAUUUAUACUCCUAGGGACAGAGUAAUUUAUAAUUUAAAUAUUGUUUGUUAGAACUUUCAAGAAUAAUUGAAUGAGAUGGAAGUCAAGCUGAAUUUAGCGAAUAAAAAUAAUGAGCAAGUGAAAAUGCUAUAAAAUGAGAACUCCAAUUUGCAUGUAAAAAUUGGACAAUAUGAAAAAUAAUUGAGUUAAAAAAAUGAUAUAGAAAAAUCUUUGAGAGAUAAAUUUAGUAAGCAAAUAAUUGAGUUAUAACAAGAAUUAAAAGUAUCAUUUUAUAAUUUAUGAUUCUUUAGUAUUGGAAAAAUGAAAUGGAUAAAGUCAUAAGAUAGAAUAAAGUUGUAAUUUCCAAGUUAACGCCAUAAAAGUUAAGAUAUUGA